This is a messenger RNA of Phaethon lepturus (White-tailed tropicbird), 1400 nucleotides long. It is a transcript of the gene CD82, whose product is annotated as CD82 molecule. NCBI's taxonomy places the organism in Eukaryota, Metazoa, Chordata, Aves, Phaethontiformes, Phaethontidae. The coding region runs from base 22 to 819 and encodes 265 amino acids. The record is from RefSeq and is a predicted model, not a curated record. The transcript is spliced from 8 exons. Gene Ontology annotation, cellular component: membrane.
AGGUCCUGUAAGUGAAAGAAGAUGGGAUCUGGCUGCCUAAAAGUCACCAAGUACUUCCUCUUCCUCUUCAAUCUCCUGUUCCUUAUCCUGGGCGCUGUGAUCCUGGGUUUUGGAAUAUGGAUUCUGGCCGACAAAACCAGUUUCAUUGCAGUUCUACAGAUGUCAUCUCCCUCCCUGAAGACUGGUGCAUACAUCCUCAUCGGUGUUGGGGCUCUCACCAUGCUGAUGGGGUUCCUGGGCUGUCUUGGAGCAGUCAAUGAAAUCCGAUGUCUCUUGGGUCUGUACUUCACCUGCCUGAUGGUAAUCCUCAUAACUCAGGUUGCUGCUGGACUGGUCAUCUACUUCCAGAAAGAAACGCUGAAAGAAGAAUUGUCCCGCAUAGUUGGAAGUCUGAUUGAAAAUUAUGACCCUUUGAAUGAUGAGGAGAGGAACCUACAAGAUGCAUGGGACUAUGUGCAAACACAGAUAGCCUGCUGUGGAUGGACUGGAGCAAAGGACUGGGAAAAUAAUGCGAUUCUUAUCAACCAAAGCAUGACUGCGUAUCCCUGCUCCUGCUCCAAUAGCUCCAAGGACUUCCAGGUAGACAGCGGUUUCUGCAAUCUGGAUGUCCCUGUCAACGGCACUGCAACAUAUGCUGACUGGCCUGUCCAUGAGCAGGGAUGCAUGGAUGGUGUAGAGAAGUGGUUGAAGGACAACCUUGGUGUCAUUCUUGGGGUCUGCACCGGUGUUGCUGUUAUAGAGCUGCUGGGAAUGAUACUGUCCAUUUCACUCUGCAAGAAUAUACACAGUGAAGACUACACCAAAGUGCCCAAGUCUUGAGUUGGCUGACUCCAGAGCUACGGCACCACAGAGAAAGGAGAAACCAGAACAUUCCUGCCUCAUACCCAGACUGUCCAAGCAUUGACCAUUAUUCCUGUGACAUCCCAUUUCUGAUACCACUCUGCUAAGAACUGUUAGAGCUGCAAUACAGCCUGAUCUUUUGGCAAUAGGGCCAUCGGGCCACCUGCAUCCUGCCUCUGGAUUAUUUCUACUUCAAGAAGCAGAACUCAACUGUCUUGUAUCACAUGAGACGCUGAUUAACCUGAGGGGACAAUGCUUUUGCUGCCUGCUCCAUGUUAAACAACACUGUUCAUAUCUCCAUUCUACAACCCACUGGGCCUAACAUACAAUAAUUUCUCUUGCCCCUCCUCCUCUCACACAUCUUUCCUCCUACCCUCAGAAGUCCCAUCUCUUUGUCCCAUAAGCCAGGAUUGCUGUUGAGAUUCCAGUGCUUUGGUAGCUUCACCUACUUCACUGACUUGUGGUGGUAACUAGUCGUGCUUUAUAGGCCUUCUCCUCCUUUGCAGUUAACCUGAUUUGGCUACUACUGUGCAUCUUCCAGCCUAGGCUCUCAUCUGAAA